UGGUUCUCUCUGCUUCCUCUUGUGUACCCUUUGCGUCGUCGACACUCGACAGCCUUGUGUUACCGUUUUUACAAUCGACUCCUUCGCCGGAAUAUUUCAUAUAUAUAGUAGAGAUACUGACGUUGCCGAUGAUGGACGGUUCGAUUCCGAUGGAGAACGGCACCGUUUCAUCUGAUCGUGAUGGAUCGGCUCUUAUAUUCCUCGGAACGGGAUGCUCGAGCGCGGUACCUAACGCAAUGUGCUUGAUCCAGCGAUCUGAUAGUCCCUGCUACGUUUGUUCCCAGUCGCUCUCGAUCCCUCCUGAACGAAAUCCUAACUACAGGGGGAAUACUUCAAUGCUCAUUGAUUAUUGUCAAAUUGAUGGCAAACAUAAAUACAUUCAAAUCGAUGUUGGCAAGACUUUUAGGGAACAAGUCCUUCGUUGGUUUACUCUUCACAAGAUUCCUCAAGUUGAUUCUAUAAUUUUGACUCAUGAGCAUGCUGAUGCAGUACUUGGCCUGGAUGAUAUACGUUCUGUGCAACCAUUUAGUCCUACGAAUGAUAUUGAGCCUACUCCAAUUUUUGUAAGCCAAUACGCUAUGGACAGCCUUGCUGUGAAGUUCCCGUAUUUGGUUCAGAAGAAACUUAAAGAAGGCCAAGAAGUUAGGCGAGUAGCACAGCUGGAUUGGAGAAUAAUUGAAGAAGAUUGUGAGAAGCCAUUUAUAGCUUCAGACUUAUCAUUCACGCCACUUCCAGUGAUGCAUGGAGAAGACUAUGUAUGCCUUGGUUUCCUUUUUGGUGAAAAAUCAAGAGUGGCGUAUAUAUCUGAUGUAUCACGCUUUCCUCCAAACACCGAGUAUGUUAUAUCAAAAUCUGGUGGUGGACAAUUGGAUCUCCUUAUCUUGGAUACGUUAUAUAAGACAGGAUCCCACAACACCCACUUAUGUUUCCCGCAGACACUAGACACAAUCAAAAGACUGAGUCCGAAAAGGGCUCUUCUAAUCGGAAUGACUCACGAGUUUGAUCACCACAAGGACAACGAGUAUCUUGAAGAAUGGUCUAAAAAGGAAGGGAUUCCAGUAAAACUCGCUCACGAUGGCUUGAGAGUGCCAAUAGACCUAUAAAGAGGCUUGAUUAUCUAAGUUACAAGAUGAGAUGCUUGUGGGUCUUUCUACAGAGAGGGAGAGGCAGACAUGGAGAAGAAAGAAACGGUUUUGUUCAAGAUGAUGCAUUUACUCACAUGGCUUGAUAUCAACAUUAUCACUAAAGAUUUUUUUCCCCAGAUUCACAUCACUAGCUGUUAUAAUAAAAAGUAAAAACAGAGAAUUUUUAUUUUUUUUUGUUUCUUAACCAAUUCACAUCUUCAAUUGUCUUUGAUAUUAGUGUACCGGUUUAGAUAACCGAGUAAUUUGUGUGCAAUUAAACCAAAACCAGUGUGUAUAUAAAGAGACUCUGUAACGGAAUCUCAUAAUAACAGAAGCAACAGAUUUUUUCUCAUU
Camelina sativa (false flax) is the source of this 1478-nucleotide messenger RNA. Its product is annotated as putative hydrolase C777.06c. The record is from RefSeq and is a predicted model, not a curated record. NCBI's taxonomy places the organism in Eukaryota, Viridiplantae, Streptophyta, Magnoliopsida, Brassicales, Brassicaceae.